Molecule: messenger RNA, 5391 nt
Organism: Mucor velutinosus
Lineage: Eukaryota; Fungi; Mucoromycota; Mucoromycetes; Mucorales; Mucoraceae
Exons: 11
Coding region: 1-5391 (1796 amino acids)
Source: RefSeq, a predicted model, not a curated record
AUGAGUGGACUUACAGCAUUUUUGCAGACCGAGCUGUUGACUUUGUCGAGUGAAGCAAGACGAAAGCAUCCCGAGAUUAAAGAGGCAGCUGAACGUCUAAGUGUUAUAUUAAGAAGUUUUAAAGAGAGGCCUGGAUACAGCAUUGCAAACGAACUUGCAAAGACAGAAGAUGCUUUACGUCCCUUUGUAUUAGCCUGCGAAACAAAGCAAGUUAAACUUGUUACCAUUGCUAUUGGAUGUAUACAAAAACUGAUAUCAUUUCAUGCGAUUCCUGAGACGUCAGUGAGAACCAUCUUAAGAACAUUGACUGAUAUCAGCACACAUGGCGUAGAGAUUCAACUAAAGAUAUUGCAGACAGUAUUGCCUCUACUCAACAAUUAUAGAAGUGUGCAUGAUGAUAUUCUAGCUGAGGCACUUUUGAUUUGCUUUCGCUUGCAAGACUCAAAGAUUGUCGUUGUCAACAACACAGCAGCAGCGACUCUACGUCAAUUAGUUAUCUUUGUAUUUGAUAAGGUAGCCAAGGAGGACAGCCAGCAACAAGCAGCCACCGAUGCCACAAAAGAAGUAGAGAUCAGCACUGGAGAAAAGAUCCAACUACAUCCCUGCGCCAAGGAUGCUUACUACUUGUUCAGAGACCUCUGCUUACUGACAAAUGGCGAUCAUCCACAAUACCUUCGUUUGAACCACUUGUCAAAGACGUUUGGAUUGGAAUUGAUUGAAAGUGUACUCUCCAACCACUAUAAGCUAUUUCGAGAGCACAAUGAAUUGAGCUCUAUUUUGAAAGAGCUCGUGUGCCCCAUGUUUAUCAAGAACUUUUCUGAAAAGAGCGAAUUUCCACAAACAAUGCGACUCACUCGAGUGGUUUCCAUCCUCAUCAAGAAGUUCAAUGAAAUUCUGGUCAUGGAAUGCGAGAUAUUCCUGUCCAUGUUUGUCAAGAUUUUGGAGCCUGAGAAUCCACUAUGGCUGCGAGUAUUGGCGAUGGAGAUAUUUAAGGGCGUCUGCAGCGAUGCUCAAUUGACGAGUUCGAUUUACAAGUGGUAUGACGGACAGGACAACAGCUCCACCAACGUGUUCCGUGAUAUGAUUACGGGCUUUGGAAGAUUGGCCACUGAGAAGCCUCAGUCCAUUGGAGCAAAUCAGGGCGGAAGAGAUAGCUUUGAGUACAGUGGAGGCGGCGGAGGCGGAGGAUCAGGAAAUGCAGGAUAUCAUCUAUCAGCACAUUCAAAUCAUAGCUCGUCCAGUGGAUUAGAAAGCGGCCUCAGCACAGCCAACUCGACUAUGCGUAUUCAGUGCAUUGAUCAGUUGGAUAAGGCAGAUCCCCCGGCGAUACCUGACACCUAUAUAUUUUACCUGGCUUUGGUGUGCCUCAACUCAAUUGCAGAUGGAUUAGCAGGAUUCGCAUUAUCCAAUUUCUCGCCUGGCUCAGUCAUCAAGCAAAAGCAGGAGGAAAAGGAGGACAAGGAUGUCAAGGUGGUAACAGACAUGGCGAACGUUGCUUGGCCUGGCUUACUCGCUGCCAUGUCGUUCUAUCUCACUGCCAAUCUCGACGAAGAACUAUUCCAAAGCACCAUGCGAUCCUAUCAAAACUUCACCAAUGUAUGUGGUGUGCUGGAUCUGGUGACACCUCGGGACGCCUUCUUGACCAACUUGUGUAAGAACUCGAUUCCUAUCAUACCUUUAUUAUCGUCUGGAUUCAUCUCUUCAGCAUCCAACAAUGCAACCUCAAAACUACUCAACAACAACAUGAGCAGCACAAGUAUUGGCACAGUAUCGUCUGCGGUGGCUUCAGUGAACCAGGCAGCAGUUGCAUUUGCAGAUCUCCCCAUACAGCAGCAACAAGCCUUGUCAAACAUCACCUUGAACGAGAAGAACUUGUACAGCUUGCGUGUGUUGUUGAAUAUCACCAUGUUCUUGAGCAGUGUGUUGGGAUCCUCGUGGUAUCUAGUAUUGGAGACAUUGCAGCUUGCUGAUUUCUUGUUGUUCAAUCGACCCACGCCAAAAGGAUCAUCAGCAGGCGCAGGCGGCAGUGGUGGCAGUGGUUCCGCUGGUACCCCUAGUGUUAAUCCAGUGACACCUCUCACCAACAGCCUAAGAAGAACGAUUACGGGGUCUUCGAAUACAUCUGCUAGUAACCAACAAACAAACAACCAGAUGAUGGACGCAGAUCAUCUCACAAUCAUCAGCGCUUCUUUCCAGAGAUUGUUUGAUAAUAGCAAGUAUUUAGACGACGAUUCUUUCAUUGCGUUUUCCUCUGCCUUGUGUCGCAUGAGCUCUGAAGUGAGUGGCACUCCAUUCAUUGACCAGGCAUCAUCCCUGCUAACCAGCAACAAAGCCUCCAAACCAAAAAUCUUUAAUACCAGAUCAUUCGCCAUUGACAAACUAGAAUACAUUGCUACCUUGGACAUGGAUCGACUCAUCAACACGCAGAAGGAAUCCUCUUCCAAGAUUUGGGACAUUAUCAUGACUCAUCUGAUUGCCACUGCUAACUAUCCACUGACGCCAGCACCCAUCCGUGCGCAGUGCUGCGAGACUAUUUCCACCAUCAUCAUCAUUGCCAUGAACCAUGUGCUUUCCGAGUACAACAAGGUCAAUGAAAGCACUCAAAAUCGACUGCUAUUGGCGUUGAACCAGUGCAUCAACUACACACCACCAGCCAAUGAAGAAGCAUUGAUCCAAGAGACAUUGGCUAGCAACCCUAAGGCAUUCAGUGAAGUGCAAAAGAUGGGCCUGGAGACAUUAAACAAUCUGCUGCAAACAUCUGGACAUUCAUUUACCUGUGGAUGGGGCCUGAUUCUGGACAUGUUGCGACAUGUUGCCGUAUGUGCCAUAGGACCUCCCUCUGCAAGCGCUGAUGUGGACAACCAACAAGCCGACGACAAUGACGAGGAAACACCUGUUGCUAGCCCUGAGAUCAAGACCAACGAACGAUCCAGCAUUGAUACCACUGCUUCUUCUAUCAUGGCAGGUAGCAUCAUGGCUACUGCUGGGCCCAAGUCAGCCACUGGAUUGAUCAAGGUCGCCUUUUCUAGUCUUCAAUUGAUCUGCACUGAUUUUCUGUCGCUCUUGUCACCAGAUUGCUUGCGUCAAUGUAUUGCUACACUAGGCUCUUUUGGCAUGCAGAGUGACGAUCUCAACAUCAGCUUGACAGCAGUUGGACUGCUAUGGAAUCUGUCAGACUUCAUUCAAACCAGGCGCAUUGAUCUCGGCAAAGAAAGCACGCAAGCAGAAGAAAAGAUCGAUAAAGAAAGCAUCAACAUUGAUCUGGCCCUCAGCAACGAAGACGACAGUAACCCCAAGACAUACAGCAUCUUAUGGAUGCUCCUGUUGCUCCAGCUAUCACACACUUGCAUUGACUGGCGUCCUGAGGUGCGCAAUGGUGCUAAUCAAACUUUGUUUAGAACGAUUACCAUGAAUGGCCAUGUACUGGGUCCACAUCUGUGGAAUGCCUGUAUUUGGGAGGUGCUGUUUCCCUUGUUAGACUCUAUCAAAAUGUCGUCUAUCCGUGCCUCAAAGAUGUCCCUCAGCAAAGCAUCUUCGCCUUCUGUCAACGACCGUGAUUCAUCAGGAUUCAUGCUGCACCACUCGAGAGACACAGCUGACAAGCAAUGGGAUGAGACCAAGGUGCUGAUUCUCACUGGCAUCUCAAGCAUAUUCCAAGACUUUUUGCAAGACUUGCAUGGACUGGAGCACUUCCAGCGUGCAUUUACGCUUCUGUUGGCUCAUUUAGAGGACUCAUGUCUUCGCUCCAGCCAAGAAGUAUCGCUUGCAAGCAUCAAGAGCUUCAAAGCGAUUGUUACGAUUGACCCCAACUUUAAAGACACUGCCAAGCUGAUGGAUCUGUGGCGAAGAGCGUGGAAUACAUGGCAAAUCAUUGGAAGAGGCAUCAGCCAGUCCAUGGAAGGAAACAAGGGCGAUAUUACUUAUGAUAGCAGCAACAGCAAGAACUGGCUGGCAGAUGACGACGCCAAACUCCAAUCACUGACACUCUCACUAUCGUCUUCCAGCGUGGCACCCAUUUCUGACGAUUUUACCCAAGAUGCCUUGACAUCCUUUGUCACCUUGUUUACCGAUCUCUACAAACUCAUCUCACGCAACUUUACGCUGGAAGAUGUCAGUUCACUUCUGAGUGUGCUACGCAACGUGCUGGUGUAUUCUACGAGCCCUCAAUACCGACCAGACGUAGAUCACGUCUCACCCUUGCAGGAAGCAGUGCUGGAAGCUGUGCAGACACUGGAUAUGAAUACAGACGGCGUGCCUCCUUUAGUGCUAGCAGACCUAGCAGAAUACAUGACGCUUGCAUUUCUCAGUCCUCCUGAAGAUGGUCAGAAUAAGAAUCGUGGUUACAUCCCACCAAGCCAACGCAAGUUUUCUACUGUCACUUACAUUGCACUCAACAAAAAGUGCAACACCUUGGUUGCCACUCUGUUUCAAGCGCAUGUUAAUGUACUGUCACUGUACACAGAGGGUGUUUUCGAACGUAUCAUUGGCGCUUAUGGCUUGCCCAUGAAGCUGAAGUACGAUUGCCCUCCUUCAUUCAAACAUGGUGACGAUAAAACGCCCUUAUGGAAAUUGGCUACCACGGGUCUUUUGGAGGUGUUGAAGCCUGGAUUAGAGACAUUGGAGGCGUUUGGAGAAGAUGUCCCCACCGAGAGAUUCUGUGGCGUUUGGCGCACACUUGUAGAUAUUUUAGAAGGAAGUCUCUUGUCGCCUAGUUCGCCUCCUGAAAGCAUGAAGAUCGAAGAGCUGGACGUGGACGAGCACUUUGAUAUUUCAGUCCUCAGUGUCAUACAAAACGACAUUGUGGUUCAUAUGGGGCAACCGACAGUUCCUCUUGAAGUGAUUGAGAAGCUGGUAUCUGUGAUUCGAGAAAGCUCUCGACUCUAUUACAUUGAGGACACCAAUGAUAGAUCAAGCGAUAUUGCAGGCACCACAGGUACCAUUGUGCCUGUCAUGAAAGAGUCGUUUGCUUAUGCAUCAUUCAUGACGUUAUUUUCACUCUGUUCCUGCGAGAAACAAGACUUCCCAGAGGUGCGCAAGAGAAUAGCUAAAGUAGUGUUUCCCGUGUUACUCGAGCGAUGUGAGACCAUUCUUCGAAAUUAUACUGCAGAUGAACCUUUACUAGGACGAUGCCCGUUCCCCAGAGUGCGUAAAGAGGAGAUACUGUUUCUUUUAAAACAAUCAAUUCAGCUGAAAUUGCAAGAAGACAUCAUGACUCUCAAUGAUGAUGAUGGCAGUAACGCUGUGAAACAAAUGCUUUUGUCUGGACCAAGAGCACAUUUAUUCUAUUUGUAUCCUUCUCUGUGUAGUAUGAUUACAUGCCAAGAUGAUGUAGUUGUUGGUUUGAUUAAAGAAUGCCUGCAGGUGGUGGGCUCAGAAAUGGGACUCUUCUAG